AUGACAACUACAAAGCCCAGUACCUUGAAUAUGAAGCCAUCUAUUGCUUCUUUAAGCACAGCUGGGCCUAGGGCUUUGAGUGCUCCUAAUGGAAUAGACAGGCCCUUCAGACCUUGUGCGAACUGUACGUGCUCUCCCGGGCUGCUUUCAAGACAAAAUAGAAGGUCGUCUCUGUUCAUGAGGCAGUUAACUAAUUCAAGGAGAAAAUCUUUCUACAGGGAUGGUCAUUCGUCCAGCCAUGGAUCUGGCGAAUCUGUGUAUUCCUCCGAUACCAUCUGUCAGGUAAAAGACAUUAAUACAUCAGAGAGGUUAUUACGUUUGAGAAAGAAAAUGGCAGACCACGAAAUCUGUUGCUACAUUGUACCUAGCGAAGAUGAGCACCAGUCGGAAUAUGUUUCAUUGGCGGACCAAAGAAGAGCUUUCAUUUCUGGUUUCACAGGUUCGGCCGGUGUUGCAUGUAUCACAAGAGAUUUGUUGAACUUCAACAAGGACCAACCGGAGGGGAAGUCCGUCCUCAGCACCGAUGGUCGUUAUUUCAAUCAAGCUUCUCAAGAACUUGACUUCAACUGGAGAUUAAUUAAACAAGGCGAAGAUCCUGUUACGUGGCAAGAGUGGUGUGUGAAUGAGGCUAAAGAGAUGUCACUAAGUUUGGGUGGGAAAAUUGCCAAAAUUGGUAUUGAUCCUAAGCUAAUCACCUUUGACCAAGUUACAAAAUUCAAAGCUCUCAUUAAGGAUAAGGUCGAGGACACUAAUGCAAAGGUCGAGCUGGUACCCGUUGAAGAUAAUCUCAUUGAUGCCAUCUGGGGAAAAUUCGAAGCCGUUCCUGUCAGAGAAUCCAAUGACUUGUUGCACUUAGAUGAUGGAUUUACUGGCGAGAGCUUCCAAGAAAAGCGUUCGCGUCUCAUAAAAUAUUUGAAUGACAAGACGAAGGGCAGUCAAGCUUUCUGUACUAUAGCUUUAGACGAGAUUUGCUGGUUGCUAAAUUUGAGGGGGUCAGACAUCGAAUACAACCCAGUUUUCUACGCAUACUUGAUAAUCAGAGGAGAUGAGACCAUUUUGUUUACUGAGAAUCCCUACGAUGAUGGGAUUAAAAAGUAUUUUAAGGAGAAUAAAAUAGAGGUUAAGGCCUACUCUAACUUCUGGGAAGAGAUCGCACAUACAGCAUCUGUUUUGUCAGAAAAGAAAGAAACUAUUGUCAUUCCCACAGGAGCGUCCUGGGAGAUUUAUCGCAAAAUAAAUGGGGCUUCUCAUAAGGAAAUUCAGUCACCCAUCGAAAUUUUCAAGGCUGUGAAAAAUAGUGUUGAGAUAAGGAAUGCUCAUGCUGCACAAGUGAAAGACGCUAUCUGUCUGACCCAGUAUUUCGCGUGGCUUGAGGAACAACUUACUGUUAAAGAAGCUCUAAUCGAUGAGUACAAGGCGGCUUGCAAACUCAUUGAAAUCAGGAAGACCCAAAAGAACUUUAAAGGUAAUUCUUUCGAGACUAUUUCUUCAACAGGUGCUAACGCAGCUGUUAUUCACUAUGCGCCACCAGCGGAAAAUUCAUCUAUGAUCGAUCCCUCUAAGAUUUAUUUGUGUGAUAGUGGAUCGCAGUUUUUGGAAGGCACAACUGAUAUAACAAGAACACUACAUUUCACCAAACCAACCAAGGAGGAAAUUCGUAACUACACACUGGUCUUGAAGGGUAAUUUAGCUCUCGAAAGGCUGGUCUUCCCUGAGGGAACUUCUGGUUACAGCAUCGACGUCAUUGCCAGACAAUUUCUUUGGAAAGAGGGCCUUGACUAUAGACAUGGGACCGGUCACGGCGUUGGAUCUUUCCUAAAUGUGCAUGAAGGUCCAAUGGGAAUUGGGUUUAGACCCCAUUUGAUGAAUUACUCUUUAACUAAAGGUAAUAUCAUCACUAAUGAACCUGGUUAUUAUAAGGAUGGUGAAUAUGGUAUUAGAAUAGAGAAUGAUCUUCUGGUCAAAAGGGCAGAGGGAUUAAAAUUUGGUGAGCGCAAGUUUUUGAAAUUUGAGAACUUAACCCUCGUCCCAUAUUGCAGAAAACUCAUCGAUGUCAAGAUUUUGACGCCCGAAGAAAAAAAUCAAAUCAACGAGUACCAUUCAAGGAUAUGGCAUUGUGUGGUUCCCUUCUUACAACCUCAAAGUAUAUCCUACAAGUGGUUGAAAAGGGAGACUGCAACUCUAUAA
Messenger RNA from Lachancea fermentati, 2187 nucleotides. Lineage: Eukaryota; Fungi; Ascomycota; Saccharomycetes; Saccharomycetales; Saccharomycetaceae. The record is from the annotation of a GenBank genome assembly.